CGAUUAAUGUUCUCCUAGCCACCACUUUUUCACUUCACUUCCCCCAUUUCUUCAGGCUAUAUUUAGCCGGAGCUUACAUCACCGCCGGUUCCGUCAUCUCUAUCGCCGUACGUAGAUGUAGAGACGAGAACAAAUUAUCGAGUUGAUUCUUAGGGUUCGAAAGCGGCUCUAAUAAUGGUGGUAGCCUCAACCAAUGCAUUUUCCAAAGAGAUGGCCAUCAGAAAACGCAUUGCCAACAUCUAUAAUAAAAGAGAAGAGAAUUUUCCAUCAUUGCGUGAAUACAAUGAUUAUCUGGAGGAAGUUGAGGAUAUGAUAUUCAAUUUAAUUGAAGGCAUUGAUGUUCCUGCUAUUGAGGCAAAGAUUGCACAGUACCAGAGAGAAAAUGCAGACCAAAUCAUGAUUGCUCAAGCACGUAAGGCUGAAGAAUAUGCAGCAGCCUUGGCAGCCAGCAAGGGACAGCCUGCACAGUCCGAUGGAGAUGCUUUGGGCCAAGGGCCUCAGGCAGGGUCCAGUACAGGUCCACAAGGGCACUAUGCCCCUGCAAUAGCUGGAGGCAUAGCUCAGCCACGGCCAACACAACCUCUCCCAGUUGGAUCAUUUCCAGAUAUGCUAGGGGGAGAGUAUGAAGAUGAUGAAAAGACGAAACUAAGAACUGAAAGGGCUGCUAAGGCUGGGGGUUGGAGUUUAGAAAUAAGCAGGAAAAGGGCACUUGAAGAAGCCUUUGGAAGCCUAUGGGUCUGAAAGUUGUACAUCCAUUUUGAAGACUCUGUUCCAGCUGUGUCACAUUCUGUGGAUUCUGGCAAAAAUUGUGGUGGAAAGUAGCAAUCCAUUCUGGAUUACUCAGAGAAAUGCCAUCAAUGGAGCAGCAUUUCUUUUGUUCUUAGAUGGUAUCGUGUAAAACUUACCAAAUUC
Messenger RNA from Solanum lycopersicum (tomato), 912 nucleotides. RefSeq names its product CDK-activating kinase assembly factor-related. NCBI's taxonomy places the organism in Eukaryota, Viridiplantae, Streptophyta, Magnoliopsida, Solanales, Solanaceae. The record is from RefSeq and is marked validated. Gene Ontology annotation, biological process: regulation of cyclin-dependent protein serine/threonine kinase activity; regulation of transcription by RNA polymerase II; DNA repair. Gene Ontology annotation, cellular component: transcription factor TFIIH holo complex.